Prorocentrum cordatum is the source of this 3026-nucleotide messenger RNA. NCBI's taxonomy places the organism in Eukaryota, Dinophyceae, Prorocentrales, Prorocentraceae. The record is from the annotation of a GenBank genome assembly.
AGCCGCGCUGGCUUCAGAUGCUCAAGCCCAUGCCCAUCGCCGGUUGCUUCCUGGUACCGCACACGGUUUACUCUAAUAACCAUGUGAUUCAGAUGACCGCAUGGUUCACAUGCGUUACCAUCCUCGCGUUGGCGCCUCAAUCCGAGGGCAGACUGGGGGCGGCCGCCCCGGCGCCGGCGCGCAGCCCGGGCCUCGGCGGCUGGGGCCCCGACCGCGGCGCGGCCCUCGUGCCGGCGGGGCCCUGCGACGUCACCGACGGGUCCGGCCUCAGCGCGCGCUACCCCUGCGGGUGCGGGCGGGAGGUCUGCCGCAUCGGCGAGGCUUGUGGGACGGACAACACAUCUUGUGCAAUGGCAUUCGCGCUCACGGUGUCGUGGCCGCGCGAGUGCAUCAGCAUCGGUAGCACUACGUUCGAUCACUCCGGCACCAGCGCGAGCGGAGCGCCGAUCUAUAGCAACGGAGAGGGCACCUACCUCUACUAUGACCCAAGCUGUGAUGGCAGCCAGCUUGCAUCCCUGAGCCAGUGGAUCAUCGACAACGACGAGCCGAGCUUGACAGCCGCUGCAGAUCUGGACGGUGAUGGUGACUGCUCGGACUUUGCUCACAUUGCAGCCGACAGCCCCGCGGGCCUGCCGUCCAGCGGAUCGACCUGGCAGAUCACCUGCGACGGCGAGACGUUCCGAGCCCAGGGCCUCGGCUUCUCUCCCGCGCAGGCGACGCAGCGGGCGCGUGCCAGGCUCGGUCCAAUGCAGACUCCAGCCCCGACGCUGGAGCCCGGAACGCCAUGCCACUGCGACUCGUGCGGCGGCUUCCCUGUGUACGACAAGGACGGUGACGGGUGCUUGGUCGAGGCGGAGAUCGAUGUGGUGACGGAAUUGAGCGGACAGUUCUCAGGCAUGGACGUUGAUCAGGACGGUUGCGUGAACCAGUCGGAGUGUGCGACUUACGUGGGGGACAACGGCCUCGAUCUAGAGUCGUACUUUGUCCCCCAGCCAAGUGAGUGCGACCUUGGCUUCUACGUGAUUGACCAGACGUCCGUGUGCUUGAGGUGCGAUGGCGCAACGACGCGUCGCCGGUCGACCUCAUGCACCCCUUGUGUGGCUCCCGAUUUCGAUGCUGGCGACUUUGACGAUUGUGUCGACGGGUCCCUUCCUUAUACGCUUGAGCCUGUGCUGCCAGGCGCCACGGCUGUGGUAACAAGCGAGACCGAGGGAAUAAUGUUCGGGGAUGUCAUAUCAAUUUCGCCGCCUGACAAAAGUUAUUUCGAGGAGGCCACAGUCAUUGGUUUCGGGAGCAUUCAGCUCGGACACGGACUCAACCAGGGAUUUCCAGGUUACUCUGCGGUCGUGCGAACCUGCACGAAGCAGGACGGCAUUUCUUUCUCCGCGUUCUACCCGUGCGGGUGUGGUAAAUCAUCGUGCGUUGAGGGGCAAGCCUGCGACAUGGGUGAGUGGACAGGAGAAACAAGAACGGAGAAUGGUGUCACUGUCGGCACGAGUGGUGCUUGCGUUACCCUCGUUCGCCCUGGUCAACCAAUGCCAACUCCUGCCCCAACUGUUCAAGCCAGAGGCGACCCGCAUUUGGUCAAUCUUAUGGGGGAGCAUUUUGACGUAAAUCAUGGAGGCGACUUCGAGCUUCUCCGAAUACCUCAAAACGCAGCACAUCCUGCGGAAUUCUCUGUGUUCGCCACCAUCAAACCAGCACCAGGCACUCCGUGCACCACGUUCAUCACGCAGGUGCGGUUUAGUGGAACUUGGUUGGACGAGAAGGUCUUGGAGGUGCGCUCCUACCUGAAGAACCAGUCUUCCGAAGCUCACAGCAGCUUUCUGGGAGCACGAGUGCUUUGGAAGUCAGAGCAGGAGUCCCCAUGGCUGAGCAUUUCGGAGUGGGGUAGCGACAACCUCACCUUAUCCAGCAGGGAUGCCUACAAAGUGGCAGUUGCCAAGACGCAGUGGACGAGCCACAGGAGUCCCAGAGCAGGAAUGCCAACCGUUGCCGGGCAGUUCGACGUCUUCAUCUGGCACCAGCAGAACAGGGACGCGGCGAAGAUUACCGUCCGCCAAGACCUCCCCUCGCAGGAGCACCUCGACGUGGCGGUGCGGCGCCUGAGCACCAUGGGCCGUGCCGACAUCGGAGGGCUGCUGGGUUUUGACGAGCACCCAGAGUCCCUGGAGGACGUCACGCCCGAGUGCCAGCGCCACCGGGACGGCCUGGACAGCCACACGGGGCCGCGCAUCCUGCCGGCCUGGAAGAGGCGAUGGCAGGUGAUGAAGGACCGUCGCGGUCACGGCGACGGGGUGCGACCGCCGGCGCGGGGCGGCGAGGCGGCCGCCAGCCUCCUUGUCGGCUCGCGCGGCCAGCUGUCGCAGGAGGGCUUCACGUGCAUAUGCCCGGACGCGACGUCGGUGGGCCACGUCGCAGCGACAGAGGAUACCCCGUCAGAAGAGGAGGGCGUCAUCACCGACUUCCGGGCGGCCCGCCUCGCCGAGGCCUCGUGGGACUAGCGCGGUAGAGGGGCGGCCGUUGGCUUCGCGCGCCGGUCGGGGGUGGCGUGAGAGCCACAGCGAGGAGAAAGCCGGGUCUCAGACAUCGCCGUGAGUUCUGUCUGUUCUGGAUGUUCACGAGUUGCUCUUGCACGCUGAGCGAGGGAAUUCGGGGGCACGACGCGUUUGGCGGACUGCCCAAUAGAUUGAGGGGGACCUCUCACAGGCAAUGAAGCGUGGUCCCUCCUCAUCCUCCUCAUCCCAUUUUGCACUCAAUUAUACGUCGUCUCCCUCUCGUCCUUUCAUUCUCUUUGCGCCUCCUCCUCCACCUCCUCGCCUUAGGACGGCCGCAGUGGGCCCAGCACCGCGCGUUUGUCCGAGCCCGUGCUUGCCAUGGCCGAAAGCGCGAGGCAAACGCCAAAUCGCCGUCCUCGCCGCCGCCGCCGCCGCCCCGUCGUGAUCUGCCUCGAGUUGCCAGGGGACCCGGUCUGCGAUCCAGGGCGACCCUCGUCAUCCACCCUCAGGGAGGUCGCCACCCCGAAG